AUGUCGGUUUUACUAAGACCUCGGUUCAUUGCCAGCAGAUUUUUGGCACCUAGGGGGGCAUUUAUGCCAUUGGGACGGUCCUUACAAAGACGUUUAUUCCUCCACACCGGCUCCAGGCUACUCAACAAAAGCACUAAUGAGCAUGAAAGGAAGGAUGAUGCAACAAGUGAAGAUCUCAGCAGAAUUCAAAAGGAGGUAGAGAGGUAUAUAAAUGAGGCUAAGAAUGACAAAACUGGUAACUGGGAAGAUCGUAAGAAGAGGAUAGAUGAAGGCAUAAGAAGACUAGAAGAAACAAUGAAAAAGCAGCAAAUGAGACAGAAAGCAUCAGAGAAUAGUCCAAAUGAGGAUCCACAGAAAGACAAGGAUCCUUUUGAGAACGAGAAAAAACAAGCAGAGGAGCAGAACAAAAGGAUGAACGAAAGAAAAAAAGCCGAAGAGGAAAAGCUGUCAAAACUAUUAAAUGAUCCUAAUGCUAGAGUUUUCGCUGUCAACGUCGGCCUGUUUGAAAUUGGUAUGUUCUUAUUAUUGAUGUCAUAUCUGUUAAACCGCUUGUACAACACAGAGGAACAAAGAGAAUUGACAUGGCAGGAUUUCCGUUCCAAGCUUUUAGCCAAAGGAUACGUGUCGAAGUUGAUCGUCAUCAACAAAUCAUUCGUGAAGGUCAUUCUUAAUGACAACGGUAAAAACCAGCCGGAGCAUAAUGGUCAUGACUUUUACUUUUUCACUAUUGGUUCUGUUGAUACCUUCGAACAUAAGUUACAAAAGGCUCAGGACGAACUAGGAAUUGCAGAUGACUUUAGAAUUCCAGUCGUUUACACACAAGAGGGAAACUGGGCUAGGGCUAUGUAUCAAAUACUUCCCACAGCUUUAAUGAUUGCAGGUCUCGUGUGGAUUACUAAGCGAUCUGCAAGCAGUGUAGGUGGAGGUGGUCCAGGCGGAAUAUUCAACGUGGGAAAAUCGAAAGCCAAGAGAUUCAAUAAGGAUGUGGAUGUGAAGGUUAGCUUUAAAGACGUAGCUGGUUGUGAUGAGGCAAAAGAAGAAAUUAUGGAAUUCGUUUCGUUUUUGAAAGAGCCCAGCCGUUAUGAAAAGAUGGGUGCUCAAAUUCCUCGUGGUGCUAUUCUCUCAGGUCCCCCAGGUACUGGUAAGACGCUUUUAGCGAAAGCUACUGCAGGGGAAGCAGGUGUACCAUUCUUUUCUGUGUCAGGCUCUGAGUUUGUGGAGAUGUUCGUAGGUGUUGGUGCUUCAAGAGUUCGCGAUCUGUUCAAAACAGCUAGGGAGAACGCGCCUGCCAUCAUUUUCGUGGAUGAAAUUGAUGCAAUUGGAAAGGCAAGACAGAAGGGAAACUUCUCAGGAGCAAAUGAUGAGCGUGAAAAUACUUUAAAUCAGUUGCUGGUCGAGAUGGAUGGUUUCACACCUUCAGACCAUGUCGUGGUACUUGCUGGUACGAAUCGUCCCGAUGUCUUAGACCAAGCUUUAAUGAGACCUGGCAGAUUUGACAGACAUAUUAACUUGGACAAGCCUGAAUUAUUGGGUCGUAAAGAAAUCUUCGAGGUCCAUUUGAAGAAGAUUAAAUUGGCAGGGGAACUUGAAGACUUGAAAAAUAGGCUUGCAGUUCUGACUCCAGGUUUUUCCGGUGCGGAUAUUUCAAAUGUUUGUAAUGAAGCUGCUUUAAUUGCAGCGAGAAACAACUGCCAUUCAGUAAGAUUAGAACACUUUGAACAGGCUAUCGAACGUGUUAUCGGCGGUGUUGAAAGAAAAUCGAAGCUCUUGUCACCUGAAGAAAAGAAAAUUGUUGCAUACCACGAAGCCGGUCAUGCAAUUUGCGGCUGGUAUUUGGAAUUUGCUGAUCCUCUGUUGAAAGUGAGCAUAAUUCCGCGUGGACAGGGAGCUCUGGGCUAUGCUCAGUAUUUACCUGGUGACAUCUACUUGCUCAGUGAACAACAGCUAAAGGACAGGAUGACAAUGGCCUUGGGUGGCAGAGUUUCUGAAGAACUUCAUUUUUCUUCCGUAACCAGUGGUGCGUCAGAUGAUUUCAAGAAGGUCACUCGUAUGGCGUCUGCUAUGGUAACAGAGCUGGGGAUGAGCGCGAAGAUAGGGUGGCUCAAUUACCAGCGUAGUAGCGAGAACGAUCUCACAAAACCUUUUUCUGACGAAACUGCCGCAAUUGUUGAUUCGGAAGUUUAUAGAAUUGUUCAGGAAUGUCACGAUAGGUGUAUGAACCUAUUGAAAGAAAAGGCAGAUGAUCUUGAAAAGAUUGCUCAACUGCUACUUAAGCAGGAGGUUUUAACAAGAGAAGAUAUGAUACGUUUACUCGGAAAACGUCCCUUCCCUGAACGCAAUGAUGCUUUCGACAAGUAUUUAAAUGAAAGUGAAACAAGAAAGUUGAAAGAUGAAGAGAAGCGUAAUGAAGAAUGCGAUGAGGAAAACAAUAAGAGCGACGGGUAA
Molecule: messenger RNA, 2445 nt
Organism: Lachancea fermentati
Lineage: Eukaryota; Fungi; Ascomycota; Saccharomycetes; Saccharomycetales; Saccharomycetaceae
Source: the annotation of a GenBank genome assembly